AUGGUCAGGGGGAGCUUCGCGGCGGUCCAAGACGCCGUGGACGUCCUCUAUUCUCUGAUUCACCACAUACCCACCGGCCCCGAUACCUCUCCGUUGGACCGUGACACACUUUCCAAGGCCAUCCACAACCUGCAUGUCGCCACUGACAACUAUCCCAAACGGUCCAAGAAACGCAAGGAAGGUGACGAGGAAGGGCGCCGUGCCGACUGGCUCGACAAGCAAGGUGUCGAGCUGUGGAACCAUGUUCUUUCCGCUGGACGACUCAUGGAGGAGCCCCAGCAGCCGGAUCUUGUGCUGCUUGCCAAUCUCAAAUACGCUGCUUUCAAGCUCAUUGACACGGCAACCGAUGGCGAAGCUGUUGGACCAUACCUCGCUCGCGUACUGUCCAUUGCGUCCAAGACCACUGCCUCUUUGAUUGGUAUGUUUGGAACUCCGUUACCUUCUUACGAGAUUACAGCCGCUGGUGACGCAGCGAAGUGGCAAGAGCUCGUUGUGGUCGCUGCAGAGCUGGAGAAGAGACUCGUCAAUGGCCCCACUGCCGCGGAUCCGUUCGAGAUCCAGGAGAAGCUAGCGGCGCUCUCAAUCUACUACCUCACCCGUUGUGAUGCUGCCAUGGCUGAUGACAACGAGGGUCUGGCGUUCUCAAUGGCACAGCGCGGAAUUGCCGUCGACCCUCAAGGGGUGUUGGGACCAGAGCAUAUCAAAGCCAUUGCAAUCAAGCACUGGGAGAUUGGAACUCUCCUCUGCCAGAACCCGGACCAGCUAAAGGAGGCGUGCCUCUGGCUGCAUGCUGGCUUGGAGACUCUCGACAGCGCAGAGGGCAUGGACCAGGUGCUGGGUGUUCCGGAGCUCAAGAUUGCGCUGCUUCGCUCUGCUGCUCGCGCCGAACUGUCUCAAGGAACCCUUGAUCGCCAGGACCUCGAGCGCGUCGACAUCGUCCUCACCAAGUUGACCUCGCUGGCCAAUUCCCUGGAUCCGAAGAGCGUUCAGGAGAUCAAGGUUCUGCAGCUUCAUAUUCUUCAGCAACAAGGCGCCAAGGAAGCCCACGUCCGCUCAGGUGAGGGUACUGUCAAGAUGAACCUGACAGUAGCUCUUUCCAGUGUCAUCGAAGGGGUGUCUUGGACGGACGAGGACGUCACCGAACUCCUGGCUGAAAUUGGAGGUCUAACGAGCCACACGGAUAUGCAGACGUUCGGUCGCCAGCAGCUCCUCAUUCACGCCCUGGCCACGCCGCAAGGUAACUCGUUUGUUCCUCGCAUCCUUCUCGGCAUUCUACUCGCCGUUCGCAAGCAGGAUCUCGAUUACCAGACGACUCUUCGGGUAGUCACCCAGGCAUUCGACCGCAUUACCUCGGCGGAAGUUGAGAUGGACGACCCCACGGCAGUCAUUGCUUGCCAGACAGUUAUCUGGAGCUUUGGCGAGAAGGCAUACCGCGGUGGCGGUCAUUCCCAGGCAGCUGAGUGGUAUACGCUCGGCGCGCACAAAGCACUCUCCCCGGCGGGUCGUGACAACUUUGCCAAAUGCCGCAGGAAGGCGGCCUUGUCCCACAUUCACGCCGGCGCAUUCGCCAGUGCUCAGCAUGAACUCGAUCAAUGUCCUUCCAACGAAGCAACUACACAGUACCUCAGCUUUCUUGUGGCCGUCCAUGAGGGACGUGAAGUAGCAGCCGUCUCCGCCCUUGAGGCCAUUCUUAACUGUCCCGAUCUCGACGGCAAGCAGCUCCUGUUGAUGGCUCAAGUUGCCAAUGACAAGGGUCUCCAUGGUGCCCUGACCUCUAGCCUCUCUGCUCUUCUCACGGCCAUCAGUCGUCCCGAGGUUGCGACGGCCGUCCAGGUCCAUGGCCUCACACUUGUUCGUUGCCUCAUGAAGAUGACCUUGUCCGAGAUUGGCCACGAAAAGGAGAACGAGGGUCUUGUUCACACAUUCAUCUACUAUCUCGAGAAUGCAAACUCCCUCAUUGACGAGUUGCUCAAGCACGGUGAGGCUCAAGAGCACCUCAAGGCUAUUGCAUGGAUCUACAAGACUGCCUACAACGUCGGCGUUGAACAAGCCACGAGCUGGAGUCCUUCCCUCCUGUCCAACAUCUUCAACCUUGUGGUACAGAUCAUGGAUCACUACGUGGCGUCCUCUCCCCUCGACUGUGACCCUAACCUGCCGCUUCAAAGGGCCACUGCCAUGUUUGCGUGCUUUUGCGGAGAGCUGUUUGUCUACCGCGACAUGGAGGAUGGCACAGACAAAGCCGACCUCCUCAUGGCCCUCAUCGCUUACACCCCGGACCUGCUUGCGUCCAUCAAAGCGUUGAAGCCGACGGGGCCCAACGGCGAGAAACGCGAGCACAUGCUCCGCACCGCCACCGUUCUCGAGACCGAGCUCAUGUGCGAGCAAGGCGAUUGGGAUGGCCUGAGCGAGACUGUCCAGGCGGUACUGAACGACUCGAGCAACCCCAAGGGCUCUAGCCGCGCCCUACAGGCCGUGGUCAGCGUACUGGCGCAAUACCCCUCCUGCCCUACUGGUCUAACCUGCCGCGUGCUGGAAUGCGCACUGGAGAAGAUCUCCCCACAAGACUUCAACGACGUCGUCCAUGUCGCUCGGUGGACCCGCUCUCUCGUCACCAUCGUCCUGAACCGCGAUGGCGAGGAGGACAACGCCAAGGCCCUGCACUUUAUAGCCAAGGCGCACGAGGUCAUGGUCUCGGACGCGUGUCUCAAGGCGUACCCUUCCGACGAGGGUGAAUGGCUUCUGGCCACCGCUUGGCAGAUGGGCAUGACAAUGUUUGGGGCGUCAGACGUCGCUCAAGGCUGCCAGUGGUGUGAACUCGCACUCGCGCUGUGCUCGACCAUCCCCGCGGCGGCGAGUCAUGGGAAGAUGAUGGCAGACAGUUAUCAAAAGCUCCUCCAGAGGUACGCGUCGACGGGCGGCAAGUAA
Molecule: messenger RNA, 2925 nt
Organism: Apiotrichum porosum
Lineage: Eukaryota; Fungi; Basidiomycota; Tremellomycetes; Trichosporonales; Trichosporonaceae
Exons: 34
Coding region: 1-2925 (974 amino acids)
Biological process (GO): meiotic cell cycle; regulation of synaptonemal complex assembly
Source: RefSeq, a predicted model, not a curated record